Messenger RNA from Syngnathus typhle (broad-nosed pipefish), 2714 nucleotides. RefSeq names its product galectin-4-like. Gene Ontology annotation, molecular function: carbohydrate binding. The record is from RefSeq and is a predicted model, not a curated record. Lineage: Eukaryota; Metazoa; Chordata; Actinopteri; Syngnathiformes; Syngnathidae. The transcript is spliced from 12 exons. The coding region runs from base 644 to 1663 and encodes 339 amino acids.
AAGGAACCAUUAUGGGGUUAUUUUUUUACAGCACCUUAUAGUUCACACGGAAUAUUUAUCUUCUGCCGGGUCAAUGAUUAAUUCGUAUCUCACGUCUCGGUUCUUUACUUCAGCCUAUAGAGUAUUCACAUUAACAAUGUAAAAUUAUUAGUUGUAAUCAAGCCAGAGUUGAUGGCAGAUUUGUGACAAAUUCAAAAUCUGCAAGAGGUGCAUGAAUAAGAACGCUGUUUUAAACUAAAAUGGCAACAACAAAAAGUGGCAAAUUUAAUCUAACCAAUAUUACGGGGCUUUUUUAAACUGAUUGCAAAAUCAAAUAAAACUGAAGUCAUAGUCAAUUGAUUCAUUUUAUUUGAGGCACAAUUAAAAUAAAAUUUCAAAAAUGUGUGUUUAGCACAAAAAAAACAUAACUGUUUAUAGUUUUUAAUACAUCAUUGGAAAAUUAAUUAUCAUACUUAAUGAAGAGUAAACGAAUUAAUUCAAAAUCAGGUGCGGCCUUGCGGUGCAAACUUUAGCCCAGCCCUGCUCCAAAGUAAACAGCGCACGUCCUCCUUGGUCGCCCCUCCCUUCCGCCCGGUCGGUCGGUAUAAAACAUCCGGCAGCGACCUUUUCACCCGCCCUCUCGCACGUCUCAACGACCUCCACCAUGUCCUUCUUGGCUCCUCCUGGUUACCAGCCUGUCUACUCCCCCAGCAUUCCGUAUCUGGGGCCCAUCUACGGAGGUCUGCGGGAGGGAGCUUCCAUCUACAUCCAGGGCUCGGUUCCGGACAAAAUUACCAGGUUCUCUGUGAAUCUGCUAUGCGGACAGUCCGAUUCCAGCGACGUGGCCCUGCACUUCAACCCACGCUUCGACGGCUGGGACAAGGUGGUCUUCAACAGCCGGCAGAACGCCGCGUGGGAUGCGGAGGAGAAGAUCCGUGACAUGCCCUUCAGCAAGGGCAAGGCCUUCGAGAUGGUCAUCGUGUGCUCCCUGGAGGGCUACCAGUUCAAAAUUAAUGGGAAGGACUUCUACACCUUCAAGCAUCGCCUCCCUUUGGCCAGAGUGCGCGGCAUGGAGAUUGCAGGAGAUGUUUCCAUUCAGACCAUUAACGUCAUUGGGGCUGGUGGCUCGGGAAUGGGGCAGCAGGGAGGCGGCAUGGGAGGCAUGCCAGGAUGCGGGGCUGCAGGCCCUGGUGGCUAUCCCGGGGGCAUAGGAGGCAUCAUCGGGGGUGGAUUCCCAGGAUCAAAUCUACCGAGCAUGAGCGGCCAGCCGAUUUACAACCCUCCGAUCCCGUUCUCGGGCAUGAUUCCAGGAGGAAUGUUCCCAAAGAGGACAGUCGUCAUCCGAGGCAUGGUUCCCCGCCAUUCAAAGAGGUUCAGCAUUAACUUCAUGGUGAGUAGAUCUGGUGACGUCCCCUUCCAUAUGAACCCCCGCGUGAAGGACGAUGUGGUGGUGCGCAACAACAUGGAGGGUGGAUGCUGGGGCCAAGAGGAACGCCAGCUUGGGGCCAACCCCUUCGAGGAGGGCCAGUACUUUGACAUGUCCAUCCGUUGCGGAAGCGACCGCUUCAAGGUGUUCCUCAACGGGCAUCCGCUGUUCGAUUUCACUCACCGCACGCGCGCCGUCACCGAAAUCGACAAGCUGGAGGUGGCGGGUGACGUGCAGAUUUCCUACAUCCACUUCUAAAAGCACGCUCGGUUUGUACUCAGCACCACACUUGUGCGGUAUCUCCAUGGUAACCAACAUCAGGACCAAAGAUUUAUUUUUCGUUCAAAAUACUGGAGAUACUUUAUCAAAGCUUGAUUAAUAAAACCAAUGGAAAAAACGUCACUUGUAAAGUCAGAGUACCACUUUUCAACGGGAAGCCAAAUAUUCUUUGUGUCCACAUUCUUUCAUGAUUGUGACAACAGUGAAUAAACCAGGGAGCCCGUCAUUUAGAAUCUUUAAUUUUAUUGUAUUAUCAGUAGGAUAUAUAUAUAUAUUAGCAAAAUCUGCUAACUGCUAUUUGACAUUUUAUUUUAAAAUGCAAUUUGAGAAACAGGACAACACAAUGCUCGUUCACUCAUCAGUCAGUGCCUGGAAAAGGCCACUAGGUGUCAGUAUUGCUUUGCAAAAACUUUACUGUCCCCUCUAUGUAUGAUAAGAGUAGUUGUACUUUGGAGUUUUGUGUUUCAUUAUACAGUAGUUAACUUAAAUGUUGCACUCGCAUGAGAGUGGCGAAUGUUAAAAUGUGACUUAAAACAUUGCCUGUUUUACUUGACAUUAAAUAGUUUCCUGUGGGGGGUGGGGGGAAGGCAGGGGAAUUGGAUGUCAUCGAGGUCAGGAGCUAAGUUUAGCCUGGGUUGUUAUCAAGUCUUUGCCACAUAGGGCACUUUUUUUUUUUUCUAAAUCAAAUCACUUGUGAGACAUUUAUUGGGAACGCAAGUUAAGUUUGAAAAGAUGUUACAAGAGUUUUGGGAUGUGUGGUGUGAAAUAAUGGAUCUAAGAGACCAGCACUGAAUAUCAGACGAGGGAUCAACUUAUGGCAGAGAGGUUUUUUAAGUAUAGACAAGAUGUUGAGGGCUUCACUUGGGGUUUUUCACUAUUUGGGUAGGGAUCAGUCUCUACUCAAUACGACAAACUAAUAACCAUUUAAUGUACUCGGAAGGCUAGUGUUCAUAUUGAGAGAUCAGAUCCUGGAGAUGUUACAGAACGAGCAUACAAGGGCUUAAAGGUAAAGAAGAUGGCGAGAGAGAAA